Neurospora tetrasperma FGSC 2508 is the source of this 1681-nucleotide messenger RNA. RefSeq lists its product as uncharacterized. The transcript has 5 exons. The record is from RefSeq and is a predicted model, not a curated record. NCBI's taxonomy places the organism in Eukaryota, Fungi, Ascomycota, Sordariomycetes, Sordariales, Sordariaceae. Bases 1 to 1560 code for a protein of 519 amino acids.
AUGGAUUGCCCGGCUUGCUUCCCUCUAUGGUUUGCGCUCGGCGUCCACGACCUUGAUGCUGCCGAGAGGACUGCAGUUGUCGCAGUCCUUCAACCGGUCAUGCCCAAGCAGCCAACAUGGGCUACCUCUCCGUUGGAAAAACCCAAGCGGAAAAGGAGAAGCGCCGAAGCCUCUGGAGCCAGAAAGGAUACAGAGACCAGCUCGGAAGAGGUAUUUCCUUCGCAAAGCGAGCUUCAAGCGUGGUUCAAAGAAUUCACGUCCGAGCGAUCCAAUUUCGAAGCCACCGCUCAGUCAGUACCACUGGAGCUUCUCCAAAUGCGUGUCAAAAAAUCCUCUGAACAUGACAAGUUGGAGAGCGAGGAGAAGAUGAGGAGACUUGAGGGAACGGGGUUUUCAGGGCCUAUAAAGAUGGACCCCCGCCAUGGGACUGUCGGGCCCAUCACUCUUCGUCAACCUAGGGACGAGUUCGACACUCUGGUGUCCUCAGUCGACAUGGAGGAGAAACCAGCAGUCGACCAGAGCGACGAAGACGGCGGGCCAGCAAUCAUUGUGCUUGACUGUGUCUCCCGGUCCCUUCUAGAGUCCGACUUUCGCCACAUUGCCGGUCAUGGCCAGCAUGUGGACGGGUGGACUUAUGGCCUUGUCAAGGUUGUCCAAUCCCGAUCCCGAACUACACAUGAACCACAAGGCUGUUAUUUCCUCUUCUUUGACAAUGAGUCCAAUGCUCGAGCAUACAUCAAUGUUCUGGAACGCUUGCAUAAUAAAUCACGUCAGCGUUUGCCAAAAGAAUGGCGACAGACGACCACGGCCACGCCGACAUCGGUUCAACCUGCUGGGGAGUUAGAAGGCUCAGAAGAUGUUGAAGAGAGCGCCGACGAGCUUCCGGACGUGGAUGAACAGCAGGGGGGCGGCCUCGGCAAACCCAGUGAAUAUGCCGCCGCCACUUCCAUCCCAGACGAUGACGGCCUGGACGCUGCACGCUACACCUUACUGCCCCCUACAGCGCCCCUGCAUUACCAAAUCUUCACCAGAAACAACAUCCUCGAAUUCGAGAACAUACGGGAGGCAAGUAAGGGCCUGCGGCCUCAGCAGCUUCUCUCACAACCAAAAUCCAAGCGUAGCGGAGCAGGCUCCUUCAUAUCCCCGCCUCCCAAGGACCUCAUCAACUACGCCCAAGACCCACAAAUAGAGCAUAGCAGAAACAGCGCCCUAGUGCACCUGGUCGGGGCCAAAAUGACCAUCCGGGCCUUGCGCACCGCCAUUGAAAUCGACUCCGAGGCGCGUAACUAUCCGUGGCAAUUGCUUCAGGAGGAAGAGCCAGCGGCGACGCCGUCUACAACAACAACAAGGAAGACGACGGAGCAGCAAGGAAAGGAUGAAGAGGAUGCAGCAAUCAAGCCCAUCUUAUCCACGCUCUCCACCAUCAAGUUCAGCAAGUUCAACGAGUACAGAAUCGAGCACGAGCUGGAUGAGUUCUCGGGCGGUCAGAUGGAUGAAGGGGAAAUGCGCGGGUUUUCACGGUUCGUGGUCUCGUUUGCGGACUUAGGCGCGUGGGUGUAGAUCACGUUGUUUGUAUAUGGAGGGAUUUGUAUAGGGGUAUGAAUGGGUUCAGUGUACUAUUCCAUGUAUAUUAUUUCCUCGAUCUUGGAUAGAGAAAACUAGCCAUGGCGUCUAGACAGGU